GUCCUUGAAACUUUCUCCAACACAUUUGAAUCUCCUUGUCGAACGAUCUUGAACUAUUUGGAGAUUUCGUCGUCUGAACAAUUCACGAAUUCAAGUUUAGCUUUUGGUUUUCCAACUAUUAGGGUUUGUUAGAAUUCGUUUUAAGUUUCGAUUUUUAAGAUCUCAUUGAUAUUUGGCGAAUUUGGUUUAGGGUUAAUAGGGAUUUUCAUUCUUCGAUUUGGGUUUAGGGUUCAUAGGGGGUUUUGAUUCUUUUGAGGGCGUGUAGUAACUAGUAACCCUCCAAUUAUAGUUUAGGAUAACCAUUUUUUUAUGGCAUUUGAAUGCCAAGAGGGCACUGAGGUCUCUAAGAAUUUGAAGAAUUGUGAAAAAGACUCUUGUCAAGAACAAAUUGAAGCACACCAGAUUAUCAUCUCGAAAGGCACAUUAGAUAGUUAUCAUAAGAACUGCAUUACAAGUUCUUAUACUGCAAAGCAGUCUCCUUGCAACAAUGUUUUGUCUGGUUGUCACCAGUCAAUUACUGAUCUUCCUCCAGCUUUAAUUUCCGAAAUCCUCAAUUGCCUUGACCCCAAAGAACUUGGCAUUGUUUCUUGUGUAUCACCUAUCCUCUAUAGGCUUGCAUCAGAGCACCAGGUUUGGAAGGAAUUCUAUUCGGAGAGAUGGGGACUUCCAAUAGUUCCCACACCUCUGGGUGCAGGGUUUUCAGAUAAGAAAUCAUGGAAGGAACUUUUUGUUGAGAGAGAGUUUAGAAGCAAAACAUUUCUGGGACGUUAUAGCAUUGAUGCUUUGCAUGGUCACACUGAAGCAGUGCGCACAGUUUUCCUUCUUGCUUCUGCAAAGCUGGUAUUUACAUCAGGCUAUGACUCGGUGGUCCGGAUGUGGGACAUGGAGGAAGGGUUGUCAAUUGCAUCAUCACGUCCCCUUGGUUGCACUAUCAGAGCUGUUGCUGCAGAUACUAAACUCUUGAUUGCUGGGGUUACUGAAGGGUUCAUUCACUGUUGGAGGGCCGUGGAGGGUCUCCCAUGCUUGUUUGACCUUAGGGGUGCUGAGGCACAGAACACUGAGUUCCGGCUUUGGGAACAUGAAGGACCUAUAACUUCUCUUGCAUUGGAUCUUACUCGGAUUUAUAGUGGUUCAUGGGACAUGGCUGUUCGGGUGUGGGAUCGUGCUUCUCUUAAGUGCUUAAAGGUUUUGAGGCAUGGGGACUGGGUCUGGGGCCUCGCUCCUCAUGAUACUACUGUUGCUAGUGCAGCAGGUUCAGAUGUAUAUGUGUGGGAAACUAAGAAAGGAAUUCCUUUGGGAGUCAUUCAUAAUGCUCAUGUUGGAAAUAUUUAUUCUUUGGCUCGAAGCCACACAGGAGAGUUUAUAUUCACAGGGGGAGAAGAUGGGGCUAUACACAUGUUUGAGAUGACAAGUCAUUGUGUUGAUGCUGAUAUUGUGCUGGUUGCAACAUGGAUUCCUCACUCAGGGCCUGUUUACUCCCUUGCAUUUGAGUUUCCAUGGCUUGUUUCGGCGUCUAGUGAUGGGAAGAUGUCGCUGAUUGAUGUGAGGAAACUUCUGAGAACCAGAAGACGUGCUCUGGGAAAGAAUGCUUCGAGGGUCAAGCAUGUAAAUCCGAAUAGCCUUGAACCACCCCAGAGAAUGUUACAUGGGUUUGGGGCCAACUUAUUUUCUGUUGAUAUUGGUGCUGAUCGUAUCAUAUGUGGAGGUGAAGAAGGUGUUGUUAGGAUCUGGAACUUCUCGCAAGCUCUGGAAAUUGAGCAGAGGGCUCGCACACUGAGAGGAAGGCGGUUAGAGAACAGGAUGAGGAGGCGUAAACUCCAAAUAGAUAUGAACAGUAAGGGUGGUCAGACUGAUCAAUGCUCUGUUGCUGCCAAGAAGAAAUCAAUGCAUGGUGAUAGGAGCGCCUGGCACCAUAAACGUGGGAUAAGCAGCAAGCUGAAGGCAUAGCAGCCACCGGCAAUCACUCUUUAUUCCCGGGGGCCACCUGCGCUACCCUUUGGGUAAUAACUCGACAGAUAUGGUUUAAAGUUGUAGGGAACGCUGAUCUUAUAGGUGUUAUUUUGACAUUAAGUAGUGUUACUUUUUCUACUUUGUUUUAUUUUUCUCCAAUGCUUUUUUGCCUCUGUGCUGACAAAAAACCAAAAUGGGAUUGCACAUGAGACAGAUUUCUAACGGUUUCCUUUGAUAUCCUUGCAAGUCUCUGUGUUGCGGUUGGCGCAUCCUCCUCCGACCUGUAUGUUCUUAAUUUGUACUUUGUGUGUGUAAGCAGGAAUGAUCCUGCAAAAAGCUCUCUUUGGUCUUUGCUGAAUAUAAAUAGAAGUGUAGCGGUGA
This is a messenger RNA of Tripterygium wilfordii, 2331 nucleotides long. RefSeq names its product F-box/WD-40 repeat-containing protein At5g21040. NCBI's taxonomy places the organism in Eukaryota, Viridiplantae, Streptophyta, Magnoliopsida, Celastrales, Celastraceae. Gene Ontology annotation, cellular component: preribosome, large subunit precursor. The transcript has 2 exons. Gene Ontology annotation, molecular function: protein binding. The record is from RefSeq and is a predicted model, not a curated record. Bases 310 to 1947 code for a protein of 545 amino acids.